AAUGUGAGAAGUGGUGCUCGUUUUGCACAAAUAACCAGCAUUUGGACUCAUCAACAUAUUCACUACAUAUCAUUCCCAUUAUUGGCAUCUCCAUGGAUAUGCCCCAUGUCACAGUUGCUGCUCCGUCCGAGGGCACUCGAGAAUCCCGAAAAGACAGCAGCAGUCGAAGAGCUGCCGCAUGUCUGGUCUGUCGUCGAUCCAAGAUCCGGUGCGAAAAGGGGAAAGGCCAACAUAACGAUGAUGACCGAUGCCAACGCUGUCUUCAGUUAGGGGUACAAUGCAUACGCCCCGAGUUCCACGUGGGCAGGAGGAAGGGUGUUAAAAAUAAGCGCACUGGGCUGGAAAAGGCACUGCAUCAGGUCGAGCAGGCUGUUAAACGAUCAGGAGCCAGUCUGCACGGUAUUGAGGCCACCAAAUUCGUCUCCGAACUGAAGGUAAUCUUAGGCGCCGGCUCACUUACACCUCUCGCCGAUGGUGACCCUAAACAACCCAGAACUGGUCAUACAAGGACGUCCUCAGCCACAUCACGAAGGCCCAGUGACGUUCUCAUGGCGGAUGUAUCCGAUGAUUCCGGCGAUAGCUCCCUCUCAGAUCAUGACGACAUGAGCAUUCCGCAAGACUCUACGCCAUCUCAGAGCCAUGUGGCAGACGAGAGCCUUGCCGUCGAUGAUGCGGAAAAUCCCCUUCAGCUUCUCGCCCGAGCUUCUGACAUGCAUGUUUCUCCGAAGCCUGUUGGUGAGCUUUCCACUGCCGAGAUUAUCCACAGCCACCAACGCCCACGCCAGAAUAAGCAAUCCGAAAAGCUGUCCGAAGUCGAAAAGUUCUUCAAGUUCACUCAGUUCUCCCUUGACUGCAGCCCUGAUCUGGAUCCCAUCGACCUUGGCUUACUUACGUCGGAGGAGGCAGAGUCCCUCUUUGACUUCUUUCAUAAGAGUCUUGCCCACACCAGAUGGGGUCUGGAUCCAAUAUUGUACACGGCCUCCUUUACGCGCUCGCGUUCGGCCUUUCUCUUCACUUCCAUAUGUGCCGCCGCCGCCCUCUUUAUGCCAACACAGGGUGCCCUGUCGCGGAGGUUGUCCAAUCACUGUAAAACCUUGGUCAACAGGAUCAUGGUUGACCGAUACCGGUCCGUCGAAAUUGUCCUUGCUUUUAUGGUCAACGUCCCCUGGAUGUUUCCUGGCAAACAUAGCACCGACGACGAGACGUGCUGGUAUGUUUCCAUGGCCACCACCAUGGCACUGGACCUAUCCCUACACAAGAUCGUGGUUGCUAUGGAUGCCAUACGAGACGGUAGCUACAACGGGGGUAUCGCACGGGCAGACUGCAUUGACCCCAAAGUUGCAUUAUCUCUCGAUGGUUUUGGUGACGUUGAUUCCGAAUCAGAACUAGGGAGACGGCUGCUGCGGCGAAGGGAGAGAUGUUGGAUUGCGUUGUUUGUCCUAGAGCGAGGAAUGUGCUUAGCGCGAGGCAGAAGCUAUACCGUGCCUCUCACGCCCCUUCUUCGACGCUGCGAUGAAUGGCACAUGUCAGAUAUUGCGGACACCAUGGACGGGCACUUGGUGUCCAUGGCUGUCUUGCGGAGAGACUUGGACGAUUUGUUCAACUCCAUUCGGGCAGUUUGUGACGGAUCUCGUGAAACACUGGCAGACGGUGGCCUCAUUGCCCAAUCAAUACAAAUGUCGGUCGACAAGUUCUUUGAGCAAUGGCAUGCCAAAUGGACCAUACCCAUCGGCACCGGACCUCAACAUCGUCUCCCACCCUACGUCCAAAUCCUCGUCACCCACACCCGCCUCUCCAUCUACAGUAGCGUAAUCAACCACCCCACCGCGCCCACCGAAGUCCGCCACUUCUUCCACGCCGCCGGUCUCUCCUCCGCCCUGAACGUCAUGCGCUCCGCCAUCCAAGGCGAAGAGCAGCUCUCGAGCAUGCCCAACAACACCGCCAUCAUGAUCUCCUUCGCCGCCUGCUUCGCCCUCCGCCUCAGCGGCCAGCUCUCCGGCGGGACCUCCAGUCUGGCGCCCAGCGUCCGGACGCUGAUCGAGGAGACGGCGGGCGUGCUGGGACGGAUCGGCACCGCUACGGACCAUCGUAAUGGCAUGUCGACGCUGUAUGGGAAGUACUUGAAGUACAUCGUGAAGAAAGCGGCGGCGGCGGCGGCGACGUCGUAUGAGAACAUGGCUUCAACAGUGCGGCCGAGGAACGGGACAGCAAUGUCAUCUGACCGAGGCCCGCCCGUGGCCUUCUCCCGACAUGGUCCGUCCGCGUCGUCAUCAGCAAUGGCAUCAUAUCAGCGCAGCAGCCAGAGCCAGCAAGGAAGUAGUGGCAUUGGUAGUGGUUACGGCGGCAUCCCGACGGAUACUACUCUAACCACAACAGCAACAGCCGCCGGUACGUCGUCGGUUUUCGAGCCAUCAUCAUCAACCCCCUCCUCCUCCCUAUGGGCAGCAACCGAACCAAUCCUGCUGCAAUUCUCGUCCAUGUCCGACGACCAAAUCCGGGAGGCACUGAAUAACGAGUUUCAUGUUGAUCCGGCUACGGCGGCUUCCAACUCGAACUCGAACAACAACAGCAUGUACCACCACCACCAACACCAUGUUGGUGGCUCAGGCCUGUCGUUGCUGUGGGAUGAUGCUGCGGUUUUGCCGGAUUGGUUGAAUUCGGCGAAUCUGCCUGAGUUUGGGGUGUGAAUUAGGUUGGGUUAGGUGACUGGGUGAGUAAUGGUUGAUUGAAUGACUGAACUGGACGGGAGGUAUGUGAGGUGAGACAGAGGGAGGAGGAGGAGGAGGAGGAGGAGGAGGAGGAGGGUAGGUGUUCAUAAGGUACCUGGCGAUGUGCAGGAGGGAAGGAACAUCCCGAGCGAAUAUUGAAUAA
Messenger RNA from Neurospora tetraspora, 2871 nucleotides. RefSeq lists its product as uncharacterized. Lineage: Eukaryota; Fungi; Ascomycota; Sordariomycetes; Sordariales; Sordariaceae. Gene Ontology annotation, biological process: regulation of DNA-templated transcription. Bases 93 to 2687 code for a protein of 864 amino acids. The transcript is spliced from 5 exons. The record is from RefSeq and is a predicted model, not a curated record. Gene Ontology annotation, cellular component: nucleus. Gene Ontology annotation, molecular function: zinc ion binding; transcription cis-regulatory region binding; DNA-binding transcription factor activity, RNA polymerase II-specific.